CCCGAGACAUUCUCCAGACGGGAAGUAAAGAUACAUAAAUUUUCUUCAAAUUUUGAGAAAUUUUGAAGAUUUCCUACUUGAAAUUUUGAAAAUGUCGAAAUUCACCGUAUUCGCGACGAUAUUUGUACUUUACGCUUGUGCCGUGGCGUUGGGGUUGGGCGAUCCGUCGAGUUCCAACUUGGGCGGGGGACUUCCGGGGGUCGUGUCGCCGAAAAAUGUGCGCAUUUUGAGCCCCGCAGCGACCAGGUUGUACAGAAUGAUUAGAAAAGGGGUGAGUUUUCGGCAGCUCGACGACGACGACUUGUUUGCCGAGGACGAGAACAACUUCCGGAAACGUCAGUACGACGAUUACGGUCACAUGCGGUUCGGAAAGAGGAAUCAGCCAUCCAAAGACUUUGACGACUAUGGUCACCUCCGAUUCGGAAAGUAGACGAGAAUUUUCACCCGGGUUUUUCCCUAGUCCCCUCACCCUAUAAUUCCUACUCACUCAUUAAUUAAUUGAUCAAUUAAUGUGAUUAAUUAACUAAUUAAUACGAUACAGCUUUUACUUGAUCUAUUUAUUACUUAUUAAUGUAAAUUAUUUCCGCACAAUGGUAAUUAAUUAAAUAUAAUGAUGAUGAUGAUGAUGAUGAUAUUAAUUAUUAAUUAAACUCUUUACAAGUAAUUAAUUAGUUACAUUUUUGGAUAAAUGCGAAUGUGUGAAAGUACAUAGAAAGUUAAUGCUGCCCCAGUAAAAAAAUUACUGAAAUUAUGAAAAUUUUAAUUCUGCCCCGGUUAAAAAGAUAUUUAAAUUAUAAAAAAAUGAAUGCUCCCCCAUAAAAAAUACUUAUAAUUGAUCUUUAAUGCCCACAUCCAUUCACUGCUACCACGAGCGAGAGACCGACUUGUAUUUUAUGGACUCUUGUUAACUUAACUUUAUUGAGUAUGAACGGAAAUUAAUAAAUUUUUGAUUAGCUUAUUUUACCCGAGAAAAAUUGAA
Messenger RNA from Folsomia candida, 979 nucleotides. It is a transcript of the gene Dsk, whose product is annotated as callisulfakinin. The transcript has 2 exons. The record is from RefSeq and is a predicted model, not a curated record. Bases 92 to 430 code for a protein of 112 amino acids. NCBI's taxonomy places the organism in Eukaryota, Metazoa, Arthropoda, Collembola, Entomobryomorpha, Isotomidae.